AUGGCCAAACCUUCAACCCGAUCCCAGGAUGGCGCUCCUCCAUCGUCGAUCGACAACCAAGCUGCAGAGGUCAUCUCCGACUCUGUACCAGCUCCAGAUCCCUCAGCAAAUCCCAUUCGAAAUCCACAAAUUAGGGUUCCAUCUCAGCCCACAGAUCCGUUUCCCCAAGCUCGAUCCACCAUUGUUGACGACAACACCAAUCAAGCCCCUACUUCUCGAUCGGUUGCUGAUGAUCACUCCAGUCCUUUUUACCUCAGCACCGGUGAUCAUCCCAACUUGGUUCUUGUCUCCACUGUCCUCAACGGCACCAAUUACCAACCCUGGAAACGAGGAAUCACCAUGGCGCUCACUGCCAAGUACAAGAUCGCAUUCAUCAAUGGAUUUCUUCCUCGCCCAGAACCCGGUAAUAUCUAUCUCAACUCUUGGUUAAGGUGUAACAAUAUGGUGAUGUCUUGGUUGAUUAACUCUGUUUCGUCUGAGAUUGCACAAAGUAUUAUGUACUUUGAUUUAGCUACUGAAAUGUGGAACGAUCUUGCUGAGCGUUUCAAUGAAGGCAAUGGCCCUCGAAUUUUCCAAUUGCAGAACCAAAUCACCCGACUUCAACAGGGUGACAACUCCGUUUCUGCUUAUUUUACUAAGCUGAAAUCCCUAUGGGAUGAACUCAAAGAGUUCCAGCCAAUUACCACUUGCACCUGUGGUGCAAUGAAAGUCUUUUUAGACUGUUACAACCAGAAUCAAGUUCUCCAGUUCUUGACUGGUCUGAACGAGUCUUUUGCCUCGGUUCGAGCACAAAUUCUGCUCAUUGAACCCAUCCCUAACCUUUCCCGCGUUUUUGCUAUGAUAAUUCAAGAAGAACGCCAAAGAUCUCUUGGCUCAACUGAACAAAUCCCCCUUGCGGCUGCUGCUGGUCCUUCGAACCCAUCAAGAGCCAAGAAACCAAGGCCAUCAUGUUCGAAUUGUGGCAAACCUGGACACUUAAACGAUAAGUGCUACUUUCUCCACGAUUUUCCACCCCGGUUAUGGAGAUAA
This is a messenger RNA of Cannabis sativa, 1029 nucleotides long. RefSeq lists its product as uncharacterized. Bases 1 to 1029 code for a protein of 342 amino acids. The record is from RefSeq and is a predicted model, not a curated record. The transcript has a single exon. NCBI's taxonomy places the organism in Eukaryota, Viridiplantae, Streptophyta, Magnoliopsida, Rosales, Cannabaceae. Gene Ontology annotation, molecular function: zinc ion binding; nucleic acid binding.